AUGAGACAACAAGACUUUGUCAGAAGAGCUGGUGAGAACUCACACCCAAGCCUGCUCUGGAGCAGACCAUAUCCUUUGAAUCACAAUGGUUCAGUCACAUCUGAUAAUGGACUCUCAGAGCAACUCUUGGAAACAGAGGAGACAAAUGCAGUGGAAACAGGUACAACCUCUGACAACAAUGAUGCACUAGAAAGCCAGCCAGCAAAUGAACAACGUGCCCAAGAGCUUGAUCCAGCAGUGAUCGGCUCUGAGGACUCCACAGAACGUAGAAAUAGAGAAGAGCCCCCUGAAGCCCAGGCACGGAAUUUCGGCCCUAUAGAUCCAGCGAACAUAAAGAAGGAAAAGACUUCUUUGACUGCAGGAGUCGACUGGGAAGCCCAAGGAAGGACUGACUGUAACCAACCAUCUGCAAUAAUAGUGAUCGGCUCUGAGGACUCCACAGAACAUAGAAAUAGAGAAGAGACCCCUGAAGCCUCCAUGUCAGCAGAGAAAAGGCCCGCUCCUGCAGAUCUUGGAAAACCCCCUACCUUACAAAAAGCCAAGAGAAGAAGAAGGGCAAGACAGUACCCAGAUGUGCCUGUGGAUUUUAAAGAUGAAAUACUUCCUGUGACCUGUAGGGAGGUGGAGGGGAACUUAAUUAAGAGAAAAUUGGAACGAGGAGUCACAGUGAAGUGUAUAAGAAGUGAAGAUGGAAACUGGUUCACUCCCAGAGAAUUUGAAGAAAAAGGGGACCUUGCGAAAGCAAGCAACUGGAAGACCAGCCUGAUGUGCGGUGGGAAAACCCUUAAAUGGCUGAUGGAGAAUGGAAAAUUACCUAAACCUCAAACAACAUGUGGCAGGAACAAAAAGGGAGGAAACCCAAACAAAUGCAAGAUCUGCCAGGAUGGAGGGAAGCUCUUCCGCUGUGAAAAAUGUCGGAGCUUCUUUCAUGGAGACUGUCACCUCCCACCUGUGGACACUAAAGGGAUCAGUUUGAUGUGUACCAUCUGUACAAUUGAAAAUUCUUCAAGAAGUCAACAGCGUUACAAAGAAUCUGAUGUCCUGGUGAAGCCGAUGGGGCCUGAGGAGAAGCUGAAAUGUGACUUCCUCCUCUUAAGAGUCUAUCAACAUUUAGAGACCAUCGUUUUCCAAAACAUUCCACAUGAAAAUUAUGUUAAGGAGGCUUCUCAAUGCCUAGAGAGACUUAGGAAGUUGGAUGAUAUCAAGAGCCAUCUCACUAACAAAACGUAUUCUGAAGUGAAUGGUUUUGUGCAAGCCAUGAACAAUUUCUUUACUGUCCCUGAGUGCAAUGACUCAGACUUAACUAAGAAAGAAUUUGAGAAGAAUUUCAAAAAGAUCUUUGCUAUUCAGGAAACAAACUUGAGCAAUUCGCUGGUGUAGUGGAUGCUGUUGCUACCCUGAAAAUCGCACUAUCAGGCAGAUUUCUUAUCCCCCUGUUGCUGUGAGGGCUUGCUGCUGUAGCCACCUCUCCCCAAUGUACUGCUUUGGGCUAAAUGGAGUCAGGUUCACCUGAGCAUUACAUCACUUUGGCCUGGGGGUUGGUUCCCUCCUAAACGUUGAACCAACCAAGUGGAGUGAUUUGUGUUCCUGUACUCUACAAAUCAGGAUAGAGCCAUUGUCCAGCUAUGAGUAUGCCCUUGUUUAGCUCUCCCCACCGCAGUAUCCCG
Messenger RNA from Pteronotus mesoamericanus, 1667 nucleotides. RefSeq names its product nuclear body protein SP140-like. Gene Ontology annotation, biological process: regulation of transcription by RNA polymerase II. Gene Ontology annotation, molecular function: DNA binding; DNA-binding transcription factor activity, RNA polymerase II-specific; protein binding. Gene Ontology annotation, cellular component: nucleus. NCBI's taxonomy places the organism in Eukaryota, Metazoa, Chordata, Mammalia, Chiroptera, Mormoopidae. The coding region runs from base 1 to 1380 and encodes 459 amino acids. The record is from RefSeq and is a predicted model, not a curated record. The transcript is spliced from 14 exons.